UCAAACUUAUAUCUUGCUGGCAUUAUGGAAAAAGAAGACUCAACUGUGAAAAGUGUAGUGAAUUCUCCAACCGUCGAAAAGGUGGAGGAAGAACUUCUUGUUCAGGAGGAAGAUCGAGAGGAACCAUUAAAGGAGAGGCGGGAUAAUCCUAAAUUUGGCCAUGAUAAUCUGCAAGAUGAAUCAGGUGAUAAGAUGGAUGAGGGUAUGAAUUUUCAGGUUAAAGCUCAAGAACAAAAGUUGGAUGAUGAUAUUGGCCAAGUUGACUCUGUUCUCAAGAUGAAUGACAGCAGGGAUUUAGGUGACAAGAUGAAUAAGAAUAGGGAUUUGGAGUCUAAAGCUCAAGAGGAUGAUAUGGACCAAAAUAUGGAGGGGGUGUUUGGUGAGGAGAAUGAAGAGGAGCCUGUCUUUGAUGGAACGGAGGGUGUAGUAGAGAAAGCAGUGGCACUCACAAACUUUGUUAAGGAGAAGGGUGCAGUUGCAGUUUCUAGCGUUCUACGUCGCCUUUCUGGGAAAAAAGAUGAAGAUGGACAGGAUUUUCCUGGUGAUGAAAGUAAGGACGUACCUGAUUCCUCUGAAAAUAGUGAUGUGAAAGAAGGCCCUCAGAAAACAACAGAGAGGUCUGUGUGGAAUCCUUUAAGCUAUAUUAUGAUGUCACACAAUGCCGAUGCAGAUAACAAUGCUGAGCAGAGGGAGGAAGUCAGCAAAGGAUCAACACAACCUAUAGCCAUGAAAGGAAGAGUUAUUCUGUACACAAGGUUAGGAUGCCUGGAUUGCAAAGAGGCUAGGUUAUUUUUGUUCUGGAAAAGGCUCAGAUACGUUGAAAUAAACAUAGAUAUCUACCCCAGUAGAAAGCUGGAACUGGAGAAGAUUUCUGGGUCUUCUGCUGUUCCCAAGGUGUUCUUCAAUGAAAUCCUUAUUGGAGGGGUGAGUGAGCUAAAGGCCUUGAAUGAAUCUGGAAAGCUUGAUGAAAAGAUUGAUUAUCUGAUAAAUGAAGCACCAUCAUUUGAAGCUCCUUUGCCGCCUCUUUCUGGUGAAGAUGACCUCUCAAGUAGUGGGGCUUUUGAUGAACUGGCUCUACUUGUCCGAAAAAUGAAAGAAGUUAUUAUUGUUAAGGACCGAUUUUAUAAAAUGCGAAGGUUCACUAACUGUUUUAUAGGUUCAGAAGCUGUGGAUUUCUUAUCAGAGGAUCAGUAUUUGGAAAGGGAAGAGGCUAUUGAAUUUGGACGAAAGCUUGCUAGCACAUUCUUUUUUCAACACGUUCUUGAAGAGAAUCUGUUUGAAGAUGGUAACCACUUGUAUCGCUUCUUGGAUGAUGAUCCUAUUGUGUCAUCUCAAUGUCAUAACAUCCCUCGGGGUAUAACUGAUGUGAAACCAAAGCCUAUCCUGGACAUUGCAUCUAGGCUGAGAUUUUUGUUCUAUGGAAUUCUUGAAGCCUACACGUCAGAAGAUGGAAAGCACGUGGAUUACAGAAGUAUUCAUGGAAGUGAAGAAUUUGCAAGGUACUUGAGAAUAGUUCAGGAGCUUCAAAGAGUGGAAGUCCAAGAUAUGCCAAGGGAAGAGAAGCUUGCCUUCUUUAUAAAUCUCUAUAAUAUGAUGGCCAUCCAUGCGAUUUUGGUUUUGGGUCAUCCAGCUGGGCCACUGGAACGGAGAAAGUUGUUUGGAGACUUUAAGUAUGUUAUUGGUGGGUCCACCUUCUCACUAUCAGCUAUUCAAAAUGGUAUUUUAAGGGGCAACCAGCGACCACCAUUCAAUCUCAUGAAGCCAUUUGGUGCAAAAGAUAAACGUUCCAAGGUAGCUCUUCCUUAUCCGGAGCCUCUUGUACACUUUGCACUGGUUUGUGGCACCCAGUCUGGGCCUGCACUACAAUGCUAUUCUCCAGGGAAUAUUGAUAAAGAGUUAAUGGACGCAGCCCGUAAUUUUUUAAGAAAUGGAGGAAUCAUUGUUGAUAUGAAUGCCAAGGUUGCAUCAGCCAGUAAGAUCCUUAAAUGGUUUAAUGUAGAUUUUGGCAAGAGUGAGGUAGAGGUACUAAAGCAUGCAUCAAACUACUUAGAGCCUGCUGACUCAGAAGCAUUACUGGAUUUGCUUGCCAACUCUCAGUUAAAGGUGAUAUAUCAGCAAUAUGACUGGAGCUUGAACUGCUAGUGUUAGUUUUACUCCUAGUUUUCUUACACAAUACCUAGUAAUUCAAAUACCUUCCAUAAUUUUGGAAACGUUAGCAUGUAAUGCUUGCAAUUUGUUUCAUGUUAUCAUUCCAUUUAUCUAUCAUACCUCCCACCUGAAGGCAUUGUAGUCUUUGUUGGAACAAUAUGGUGGCACUUGCUUGAUGGUGGAUCGUUUUGUAAGCACGAGAAAACUUGUUCAUGGGACUUUAUGAUCUUUUAUACCAUGUAGUGCUUAAACA
Carya illinoinensis is the source of this 2401-nucleotide messenger RNA. RefSeq lists its product as uncharacterized. Lineage: Eukaryota; Viridiplantae; Streptophyta; Magnoliopsida; Fagales; Juglandaceae. The transcript has 6 exons. The record is from RefSeq and is a predicted model, not a curated record. The coding region runs from base 25 to 2142 and encodes 705 amino acids. Gene Ontology annotation, biological process: intracellular signal transduction.